AUGGUCUAUGAUUUGACAAAGAAAACAAAGAAGAAGUAUUGGAUAGACAGAGAUAGAGACAAUAUUGUAACAGCUUUAAAAGAACCCUUAGACAAAUUUAGCAAACAGUAUAAUCUUCGAGUGCAAGCGUCAAUUCAAAAGGAUCUCUGUCAAGCUGCUCACGAAGCUAAAAAAAUUUCUAUCUAUGCCAUAGCUUACUGCAUUGUCUUAAUUUCACUAAUCGCCCUUGUACUACUCAGCACGAUAUUCGACACAGAAUCUGAUGAGCAAGAAAAUCUAUCACUAAGGAAGAAAAUCUUUUUUUCUUUUUCCGCACGCAGGAGUUUCACUAGUAUUUUCAGAGUGAAUUAUCGACAUCGUGGACUUGAUUGCUUGCACAUGCUUCGCAUUAUUCUCACAUCAUGUGUGAUAGUUGGUCAUAGGCUAAUUCAACAUUAUCACGCUUCGGUUGCGAAUGGACGAUUUUUGGAAACGACUAUCACUUGGCCCCUAAUGGUGAUAUUUUACAAUGGAUCUAUUCUCGUGGAUGGAUAUCUUGGAAUCGGAGGACUUGACUUGUAA
Belonocnema kinseyi is the source of this 561-nucleotide messenger RNA. RefSeq lists its product as uncharacterized. The transcript is spliced from 5 exons. NCBI's taxonomy places the organism in Eukaryota, Metazoa, Arthropoda, Insecta, Hymenoptera, Cynipidae. Bases 1 to 561 code for a protein of 186 amino acids. The record is from RefSeq and is a predicted model, not a curated record.